Coccidioides immitis RS is the source of this 336-nucleotide messenger RNA. RefSeq lists its product as uncharacterized. Lineage: Eukaryota; Fungi; Ascomycota; Eurotiomycetes; Onygenales; Onygenaceae. The record is from RefSeq and is a predicted model, not a curated record. The transcript has 3 exons. The coding region runs from base 1 to 336 and encodes 111 amino acids.
AUGGUAGAGUUUCACCCUUUCCUCUUUGAGAAGCUCCUUCACAAAGAACCAACACAUAUCCAUCCACCUGGUGGCCAGCCCUGGCAGCUUGUGCUGGCUCAAUCUGUGGCCCCAGUUAGGGGGAGAUUUUUGCAUGGAGGAUAUGCGGCUCGCCCAAAGGUCAGCCCAUUUCCAAAGGUGGGUAUCCUGGUACUGUUCCAUUUCUUCUUUGAAGUAAAUGGCGAAGAUGUGGUCAGGGUGUGGACCAAUGAGAAGAUUUUCAAGCUGCGCAGGUUGCCGCUCCACAUUAUAGCUAUAAGCCAUGCAUAUAAGCUUGAUGACAGUGGUCAGCAUUGA